Messenger RNA from Salvelinus namaycush (lake trout), 3191 nucleotides. RefSeq names its product glycerate kinase (gene glyctk). Gene Ontology annotation, molecular function: glycerate kinase activity. Gene Ontology annotation, cellular component: cytoplasm. The transcript has 5 exons. Lineage: Eukaryota; Metazoa; Chordata; Actinopteri; Salmoniformes; Salmonidae. Gene Ontology annotation, biological process: protein phosphorylation. The coding region runs from base 177 to 1757 and encodes 526 amino acids. The record is from RefSeq and is a predicted model, not a curated record.
AAGAGCACAGACUAUAAACAAGGAAGACGCAAUCAUAACGCUUUUGGAUAUAGACAAAAAUGGAGCAGAGACAUUCUCACAUUUACAACUUAUCAGUCAUACAAUAAUACGUGCUCUGACUGUCAAGACAGAAUAACCGAAGUAGCAAUGCAGGUGCUCCCUGCAAGGACAGCCUGAUGGCUUGUGUUGUGUCCCUGUAUCGGCCUUUAUCUUUACUGGCCCCUGUGGGGGUGAGGCGAGCCAUAGUUUGCAGAAUGUCACUGGACAUGCGAGCACGGGAGGUGUUUGCUACGGCUAUCGAAGCUGUGCAACCAGACAUUGUGGUGCGGCGGAGUCUGGAGCGUACAGGAGACACCCUCCUAGUGAAUGGACGCAGCUUCACGCUAAAAAACAACCUUCACCUGGUAGGCUUUGGCAAAGCUGUGCUGGGCAUGGCUGCCGAGGCAGAGAGGAUUGUGGGGGACCACUUGGUGAGAGGAGUGAUCAGUGUGCCACACGGCAUUCAGGAGACAAUACGGCAGCAUGGGAAAGACCAGAUGUUGUUGAAGGAUGGAAGUCACAUCACAGUGAUGGAGGGAGCUAAACACAACCUGCCAGAUGCUGAUGCCCAGAGGGCAGCCGAAUGUAUCAAGGAGCUGGUCAGCACAUUAACAGAGAAUGACAUGUUGCUUGUACUCAUCUCAGGAGGAGGGUCUGCACUCUUGCCUGCACCAGUCCCACCAAUCUCUCUUCAAGAGAAACAGGAUGUUACACGCAGACUGGCUGGUGCUGGUGCCACCAUUCAGGAGCUUAACUCUGUACGCCGUGCCCUGUCGAUUUUGAAAGGAGGAGGACUUGCACACUGCGCUCACCCUGCUCAGGUGGUGGCCCUGGUUCUGUCUGAUGUAAUUGGAGAUCCCCUGGACUUGAUAGCCAGUGGCCCCACAGUGUGGACUGAGGUGUGGCCUGAGGAGAUUUGGUCGGUCCUUGAACGUUACGGGCUGUCCUCCUCUCUCCCUGUCUCAGUGAAAGAGGUGCUUGGACGCUCAGCUCCCCGAUGGGAGGAGUCUGGAGAGCAGUCAGACAGGGCGGCACAUGUUCUCAAUGCUGUGAUUGGCUCCAAUAGCAUUGCUCUGGAAUGCGCAGGGAGACGUGCGCGGGAGCUCGGAUUCCGUCCAGUUGUGCUGUCGCCAGGGGUGUGCGGGGACGUACAGUCUGUCUCCCGCCUUUAUGGUCUACUGGCUCGCUUUGCCUGCUCCCGUGACGAGCCCCCUCCUGAGUUGCCUGCUGAGAUUCUGAAGCUGGGGCCCGAGACAGGCGUGGAAAGCUGGGACUUGUGCCGUGCCAUGCAGGUGCUUGGUGAGGGGCGUGGGGAGGGCUGGGGAGCCACCUGUCUGCUGGCUGGGGGAGAGCCCACUGUGCAGUUGACAGGCAAGGGGCGUGGUGGGCGGAACCAGGAGCUGGCCCUGAGAGUAGGGCUUGAGCUGGGAGGCAUGGAGCUCCCUCCGAAGGGUCCCCUGUUCCUGAGUGGUGGGACCGAUGGUCAGGACGGGCCAACUGAGGCAGCAGGGGCAGUCACAGACGCGGGGCUUGGCAAAGAAGCACGAGCACAGGGGCUCGACCCUGAAGGCUUCCUCGUCAACAAUGAUUCCUUCACCUUCUUUUCACGCCUGUCUGGUGGGCAGCGGCUGCUCCUACCAGGGUUAACGGGUACCAAUGUGAUGGAUGUGCACAUGCUGCUCAUCCCACCAAUCCCCAUAGUCGUGUCUGGUCGUUGAUGAAGACAAGGGCAUGACAGCUGUCAAUUACACAUUUCAGUAUGAAUCCACACAGAGCAGACUGAGUAUAUUCAGAGAGCAGCUUUUCAAAGCUGACCAUGCCCAUGAUAUUCUUUCCAGCAAGCACUUUUGGAGAUCCAUGUUUAAUUUAAAAAGCAGCAGUCAGUUAUGUCUAUGAUAAGAAUAAAUGCAGUAAAUAGUUUACUUUUGUGUUAUUUGUGAAGAGAUUGUUUCUGUACAGAGCAGUUAGUCCAGCGGAUAAACAAAUAUACCCAAGACUGUUCCACUUUAUGAUACAAGUAUCAGACAUAGUACACUAAUACUAGAUACCUUAAUAAGGAACAUUUUUUGAAGAUUGGAUGCAGUUUAAUAAAAUGGCUGCCAUUCUGAUUUCCUAUUAGAAGAAAAUAGGGUAAAGUCAUUCCAAGUAAUAUCUAAAUUACUUUGUAAUGUUAUCUACCCACUAAAUAAACCCCACAAGCAACAUAGACAAUAACAUACUCUUAAGACCUUCAAGGGGGUCAUAUUGAGGUCAUUUUGACCAUAGUCCAAUUACCACGGGAAAACAUUUUGGACUUGUUGAUAGAGCCAAGAAAUUCCACAGCUGGGGCAUAUCUAAAUUAUUCUUGGCUAUAGUGCCAUUACAGAUUUGGUCCAUUACCCCCCUGGCUGCCAUUUCCCAUAUGACCACUAACCAGCUGCAUGGGGCCAUAUUGGACAGGAUUCACUUGGACAUGUUGCCAUAAAAAAUGUGGUACUUUACAGCCCAAUGAUGGUUUAAAAUGUUUGAGGGGUCUGGGAAAACACAAAAUGGCUCACAAACACCAUAUAUACUUAUCCUUUAAACUUGUGGUGAAAACAUGUGCCAAAUGAAUUUUUCCAUGACUAGUUCCAAUAGUUUUACAUGUAAACACUCUAGAAAGUAAUUUGGGUGUUCCCUGAAGUCUACUGAUUGCAAUGAUAAUGUUUUGUCAAUUUUAAAAAGAAAAAAGACAGGAAACCUGCCCUGUACACAUCACUUUAGGUAAAACAACAUAGGAAUGCAUUAUGUCCAGCAGAGACAGGUAACCCAUUAUGAGACCUUUCAGUUUUUACACGGUGUAAAAGUCUAAACAAAGAUGUCUAGCUAUAGUGCCAUUGCAGAUUUAACCUAUUAUACUCAGUGGUGAAUUUUGUUGACCAAAUUCGACACUCAUUGAUCUCCAUACAAAAAUGCCUUGCUUGGCGAGAAAAAGAAGAAGAAAAACACCUGCUGGAGAAGACAGAUUUUGGGUCCAGUUAUCCCUCUCACUUUGGAUGUACCUCUCUAAUACUACAGAGAUGACUUUAAUCAACCAAGUUGAUUUUCACCUGUUGACUCUCUCAAUGCCACACACUUGUCACUAAUUAUCAGGACUGCCCUGAUAGGAUUUAAAUACAAACUGAAGGUAUGAA